AUGAGUGCCACAUCAACCACGAGUUGCCCCUUGCCAUCACUGCUUGCGCCUGAACAAGAGGAGCAAGAGUGUUCUGACAUACAUAUGUCUGUCUUGUGGUAUGCAGGGGAGUUUGCAGUUACUUACUAUGAUACAGAAGAUUGCUCAGUUUACUUCAUGCCUGACACACCUGACAGUGAAGGCCUCGAGCUGCUGCAAAAAGUGACUGGGGAAGUUCAUCCUAAAUGCAUAGUGACAAGUGCAAAACAGGAUCAGAAUAUUGCCAAUUUCCUGACCAACCUAGCAGACAGUGAUAGCGAUAAAGGAAAAAUAGAAAUUGUCCUGUUUCCUAACAUAGAUUUUGGCCUAGAAGUCAGCAAGCAACGAAUUCUAUCUAGACAAUUUCCAUUUAUCCCAUCCCAUAUGACUGCAACAGAAAAAAUUCUUUAUUUGUCCUCAGUCAUCCCUUUUGAGUGCCCACUCAUGAUAAGAGCAUUAGGGGGGCUCCUUAAGUACCUCGACAGGAGAAGGGUUGGAGUUGAACUGGAAGAAAGCGGUAUUGCAGUUCCUGUUUUAGCCUUUAGAAAGUUUGUUCUGUCAGAAACUGUGAAUAUAGACCAAGACACUUACAGUGUUCUACAGAUAUUUAAAAGUGAUAUCCAUCCUUCUGUGUAUAAACUUUCUAGUGGAUUAAAAGAAGGAUUCAGUUUAUAUGGGAUUUUAAAUCGCUGUAGGUGCAAACGGGGAGAAAAACUUUUGAGGCUGUGGCUUACACGACCUACUCGGAACCUGACAGAGCUAAACAAACGGCUGGAUGUUAUCCACUUCUUCCUGUUGGCUCAGAACCAUGAAACAGUCCUUACCCUUCAAGAUUGCCUCAGGAAUAUAAAAAAUGUGCCUCUUAUUCUAAAAAGAAUGACUCUAUCCCAUACAAAAGUUAGUGACUGGCAAGCACUCUAUAAGACAGUGUGCAGCGCACUGUGCCUUAGAGACACAUGUCGCUCUCUGCCCCAUAGUAUUGAACUCUUUCAGAUUAUUUCACGCGUCUUCACUGAUGAUCUGCAAUACAUUGCUAGUCUUAUCAGCAAAGUGGUGGACUUUGAAGGCAGCAUCUCACAAAAUCGCUUCACUGUUAGACCCAAUGUGGAUCCCACCAUUGAUGAAAAGAAGCGAAGGCUAAUGGGUCUGUCAGACUUUCUUACAGAAGUGGCACAAAAAGAACUGGAAACGUUGGACAACCAUAUUCCUUCCUGUUGUGUGAUCUACAUUCCUUUGAUUGGGUUCCUUCUCUCCAUUCCACGGCUACCGAGCAUGGUGGAUAAAAAUGACUUUGAAAUUGAAGGCUUGGACUUCAUGUUCUUGUCAGAGGAUAAACUGCACUACAGAAGUGCUAGAACUAAGGAGCUAGACAGCCUGCUGGGUGACUUGCACUGUGAGAUAAGAGACCAAGAAACACUUAUUAUGCACCAGCUGCAGGCAAAGAUCUUGGAGAGGUCUGAAGUGCUUAACAGCGUGAUUGAGUAUACUGCACACCUGGACGUGCUGUUGGCUUUGGCAGUGAUGGCUCGGGAGAACUCCUACUGCCGGCCACGCUUUACUCAGCGCCAGGGCUUCCACAUCAAGGACGGAAGACAUCCACUGAUGGAACUAUGUGCAAAGACAUUUGUGGCUAAUCCUGUGAACAGUGGUGAGGCUACCAGACGAAUAAAGAUAAUCACUGGGCCCAACUCAUCUGGAAAGAGCGUCUACUUAAAGCAAGUAGGUCUUAUAAUAUUUAUGGGUCUAAUUGGCAGUUAUGUGCCUGCAGCAGAGGCAGAGAUCGGAGCAAUCGAUGGGAUUUACACAAGAAUCCACACUAGGGAAUCAGUUUCUGUAGGACUCUCCACAUUCAUGAUUGAUCUUAACCAGGUUGCCAAAGCAGUAAACAAUGCCACAGAGAGGUCAUUGGUACUUAUCGAUGAGUUUGGCAAAGGGACCAACACACUAGAUGGCCUGGCCCUUCUGGCUGCUGUGCUGAAGUACUGGAUCAAUCAAGGAACCCAGUGUCCGCAGGUCUUUGUGUCCACUAAUUUUCACAGCUUAAUGCAGCUGGAACUUUUGCCUGACACACCUCUUCUAGAAUACCUCACCAUGGAGACUCACCAAGAUGGAGAUGAAUUGGUGUUUUUCUAUCAGAUCAAACAAGGAGUAUCCACUGUUAGUCAUGCUGCCAACAUUGCUGCACUAGCUGGAAUGCCUGCCAAAAUUAUUGAAAGGGGAGUGGAAGUAUCAGAACUGAUUCGCAAUGGAAAAGCUAUCAAACGUAUUGAUCAUCCUUCAAAAGGUGACCAGAUGGAAAAAUGCAAGGCUAUUGUUGAAAAGUUUCUUAGCCUAGACCUUGAUGAUCCUAAUGUGAACUUAGAAGAGUUCAUGCAUAAAGAGGUAUUGCCCUCUGCAGCCUCAAUUCUAUAGCAUGGCUAUGUCUAAAAGCAUAUAUUACAAGGUAUCUGCCACGUUCGAUAGGGUGGCUUGGUAAUUUCAACAAUAAAGACUAUGACUAAUGCCUCACACUACAUUUCACUUUUAAAAAUUGUCUAUAAUGUAUGUCAUUUCUUAUUCUUGUUUAAAAUCAGUAUGGUAGUUGUAUAUCCCUGUAUGGUGCAUGAUAUGAAAGCAGGAAGACUUGAAAGAGGAGAGAACCUCUUCCAGCUGUUGGAUCGUGCAUUUUGAGCCCCUACUGUUAGAUUCUCAGACUGAAAAAAUACUGUAGAAAAAUCAAAAUAGUUCUGCUGGUCUCAUAGCACUAUAAAAACAAAGUGUUGAUUGUUUUGUUGAAGUAAUCAUUUCAGUCAUUUUAGGAUCAUCAUCAAAGAAUCACAUGUAAGUAUGUGCUUUGGACUCCCAGAUCAACAGAUCAUUUUGUUACAGUACAAACCACUAAAGUAGACAGUGCUUAAUGGAAAUAUAGAGGGAUUUAGUGAGCUCUGUGACAUUUAAUAAAGCUGCAUUUCUGGCCAUAAAGGCAGAGAGAUUCCAAGAGCUGAUAUAAAAAGAAUGGGAGUCAGAAUCAUUGGGGUCUAACUAGAGGGGAAACGCUUUGGUUUUAUCGAUAAUCACUCUCUUAAGGUCCUGCAGAGUAAGAGUACAUAACUAUGCUUUGUGAGUACAAAAACAAAAUUACAAGUCCAGGAAAUGGUAAACUAUACUAGGCAUAUAAGGCAGGAAAAACCAGCAUUUUUUUCAACUAUUCAACUAAACUUAAAAGAUUAAUACCAGAGCAAAGGAGUCCAUUUCACUUUUGUCAGUGCCAAGGAUCAACUCUGAACCUAGCAUUUGAUCACUGAGUAUGCAACACAUAUACAUGAACAAGUGAAUAAA
Molecule: messenger RNA, 3336 nt
Organism: Tympanuchus pallidicinctus (lesser prairie-chicken)
Lineage: Eukaryota; Metazoa; Chordata; Aves; Galliformes; Phasianidae
Gene: MSH5
Product: mutS homolog 5
Exons: 1
Coding region: 1-2430 (809 amino acids)
Biological process (GO): chiasma assembly; mismatch repair
Cellular component (GO): nucleus
Molecular function (GO): ATP binding; mismatched DNA binding; ATP-dependent DNA damage sensor activity
Source: RefSeq, a predicted model, not a curated record